UCUGACAUUUCGAUCUCAACGUGUUGUUACUUGUUUUGGUUUUCGUACCAAUAAUGGAUUAUUUUGAAGUGGUUAUUAAACAAUAAAGAAAGCAGCUGAAUAAUUGCGUGUUUAAUUUGGUUAGGUUUAAUGUCUUACAUUUACGCGUAAGUAACCAUGGCAGAUUCUCCUCCGUUUUUCGUUGAUAGAGCCAAAGGUGGACGAGCUUCUUGCAAGGGGUGUAAAUCUAACUGUCCUGGAGGAGAGUUACGUAUAGCGAAGCUUGUUGCAAGCCCCUACGGUGAAGGCCACAUGAAAUCAUGGUACCAUGUAGACUGUUUCAUGAAUGUCUUGCUCAAGCAGAGACCAGCAACAAAGCGUGUAGACUCUAUAGACGACAUAGCUGGCUGGGGCUGUAUCAGUGCGGAAGACCAAGAAUUCAUCCUUAAAAAGCUUAACGAAAUGGAGAAACUGUAUGCAGAGAAAAACAGUGGUAAAUACACUGCUAAGAUUAUCAAAAACAUUUCAACUGCUUCUGUAGAAGCUAGUCCUUCAAAAACGGCAAGUAAUGAGAGUAAAGACUGCCCCAAAAAACAAGUAGAAACUGAUGAUGACAAGUUUGUGACAUUUUUCACAUUAUGCAAAAGAAUAUCUAAAGUUGAUGCUUACACUGAGAAAACUGCUGUAGUCAAUAACUUCUUCAGAAAAGGCUCUGAUGAUGACAGCUUUAAAGGCGAUCUUACGCUAUGGUGUAAGUUACUAUUACCACAAGUAAGCAAAAGAGUGUACAAUUUAAAAAGUAAACAAUUGGUUAAAUUAUUUUCAAGAAUUUUCAACAUGGACCACGAUGACAUGCUAACACAUUUAGAACAAGGUGAUGUUGCCGAUACAAUACAGUCAUUUUUCAAAAAAUCAAAAACUGUUCAGCCAGCAUCGGAAAGCACACUAACAAUACAAAAAGUUGAAGACUUCCUAGAAGAUCUUUCAAAACUGACAAAGGAGGAAGAACAAAUAUACCAUUUCAAGAAGAUAGUAAAGAAAUGUACUGCCAAUGAGUUGAAAAUGCUCAUUAGGUUAAUAAAGGGUGAUUUAAGAAUAAAUGCAGGGCCAAAACACAUACUAGAAGGUGUGCAUCCAGAUGCUUACAGUGUCUUCCAAACAUCUCGAGACCUAAACAUGGUUUUGGAUAGAAUUUUAUCAGAAACCAGUACAGUCAAACAUAAAGAUGCUAUCCAAAAAGGUUUUGAUGCAAGACUAAGCUUAAUGACUCCAGUAUUACCUAUGUUGGCUGAAGCUUGCAAAUCAGUGGAAAUGGCAAUGAAGAAAUGUCCUAACGGAAUGUUCUCAGAGAUCAAAUAUGACGGUGAAAGGGUACAAGUGCAUAAAAAAGGGAAUGAGUUUAAAUAUUUCUCUAGAGCAUUAAAACCUGUUAUGGCACAUAAAGUCAGUCAUUUUAAGGAUUAUUUACCACAAGCAUUUCCAAAGGGGACCGAUUUGAUUCUUGAUGCUGAAGUUUUGAUGGUAGAUGUGAAUACAGGAAAGCCUUUGCCAUUUGGUACACUAGGUAUCCAUAAACAGUCUGAAUUCAAAGAUGCACAAGUAUGUCUGUUUGUGUUUGACUGUUUAUACUACAAUGGCAAAGUGCUAAUAGACUUACCAAUAAGGAAACGGAGAAAGAUAUUGCAUGAAAAUAUGGUUGAAGUGACAAAUCAUGUCAUGUUAUCUGAACAGAAAUUGAUUGAAAAGCCUUCCGAUCUGGCAAAAAUGAUUGCUGAGGUAUUAGAGCUCGGUUUAGAAGGUUUAGUGCUGAAAGACUUGGAGUCUACUUAUGAGCCCGGCAAGAGACAUUGGUUAAAGGUGAAGAAAGAUUAUCUGUUUGACGGUGCAAUGGCUGACUCGGCUGAUCUAGUGGUACUUGGAGCUUGGUUUGGCACAGGUAAAAAAGGUGGUAUGAUGUCAGUAUUUCUAAUGGGUUGCCAUGACGCACGUCGAAAAAAAUGGGUGACUGUCACCAAAGUCCAUACAGGCCACGACGACAGUACUUUGGAAAGACUGCAGAAAGAAUUAGCACCCCUAAUGGUAAAAAUAUCCCAGGACAGCAAUAAAGUACCAUCUUGGUUGGACUGCAAUAAAGGAAUGGUGCCAGAUUUUGUUGCUUUGGAUCCUAAGAAACAACCUGUUUGGGAGAUUACUGGUACGGAAUUAACGAAGGCUAAUUUACACACAGCGGAUGGAAUUUCAGUUAGAUUUCCAAGAGUCACCAGAAUUAGGACAGACAAAGAUUGGGAGACCGCAACGAAUUUGGAAGCACUAAAACUCCUUUAUAAGACUUCUAAAGAGAAAACAGAUGUGUCAUUACUAAAUAAGCUUGCAGCUACAGCAAAUGACGAACCACCACUGAAGAAAAUUAAAGCCAGUCCAUCCAAAACAUCGACUACAACAAAACCUACCAAAGUAAGCCCGAAGAACAAAAUAGAUAGCUUUAUAAUAAAAAAGGAAAAAAAGUCAGAAGUAAAACUGAAUCUGUCAAAUUCAUCAGAAAAGGCUAAUAGUUCUACAGCAACAGAUGUUGAUAUGAAGGAAGAGAGUAACACAAGUGAUGAGGAAAUAGAUAGUACAAAACCUAUCAAAGUUAGCCCGAAGAAUAAAAUAGAUAGCUUUAUAAUAAAAAAGGAAAAACAGUCAGAAGUAAAACUGAAUCAGUCAAAUUCAUCAGAAAAGGCAAAUACUUCUGCAGCAACAGAUGUGGAUAUGAAAGAAGAGGGUAACGUGAGCGAUGAAGAAAUAGAUAGUAAAGAAUUGGAAUUUAAUCCAGAUGUUGUUCUUCCAGACGUAUUUGAAGAUAAACGGCUAGGUUUUUACCCUGAUUUCAUAAGCUUCACUGAGGACGAGAGAGAGCAUUUUGAAAGGCAUUGGAUAGCUUACGGAGGUACAGUCGUAAAGUCAAUACGAUCCAUGGAUGUAGACUAUGUCCUUCAUAAUAGUAAUACGAUAGAAUUUAAGAAAAUGUUGAAGUUGAAAAAGAAAGUGCCUGCAGAUGUUAGACACGUACACAAAGAUUGGUUAAUGCAAUGUAUUAAUGAUGUUAAAUUAUGCGAUACCAAGUUUUAUCCUGUUUUUAUUGUGACUUAGCGCUGUUAUAAACUGAUUACAUGUUGUAUGAAUUAUUUAAGUAUAGAUGAUCAUGAAAUCCACUGUUAUUCUGCCGAUGAAUGUAUCAUUAAAAUGGUAUACAUUU
Molecule: messenger RNA, 3217 nt
Organism: Helicoverpa zea (corn earworm)
Lineage: Eukaryota; Metazoa; Arthropoda; Insecta; Lepidoptera; Noctuidae
Gene: DNAlig3
Product: DNA ligase 3
Exons: 4
Coding region: 157-3111 (984 amino acids)
Biological process (GO): DNA recombination; mitochondrial DNA repair; lagging strand elongation
Cellular component (GO): DNA ligase III-XRCC1 complex
Molecular function (GO): DNA ligase (ATP) activity; DNA binding; zinc ion binding
Source: RefSeq, a predicted model, not a curated record